AAAUCCGUGAAGGCCGCAUGUCCGUCCUUUCAGUCGAAGUAUAUAGACGUGUGUCGUCUUGCUUCCUGACUCACCGCUGUUCGCGUUUUUAUUUCACGAAUACGUCGGUCAGGACUACUUUUAAUCAUGGCAUUUAAGGACACUGGCAAAGCACCUGUUGAGGCAGAAGUUGCCAUCCACCGCAUCAGAAUCACCCUUACCAGCAGAAAUGUGAAGUCACUGGAAAAAGUGUGUGCUGAUUUGAUUCGUGGUGCUAAAGAGAAGAAUCUGAAGGUUAAAGGACCUGUUCGUAUGCCAACCAAGACCCUGCGUAUCACAACCAGGAAGACUCCUUGUGGUGAGGGAUCCAAAACCUGGGAUCGUUUCCAAAUGAGGAUUCACAAGCGUCUCAUUGAUCUGCAUAGCCCAUCUGAGAUUGUCAAGCAGAUCACUUCCAUUAGUAUUGAGCCUGGGGUGGAAGUUGAGGUCACCAUUGCAGAUGCUUGAGUUCUAUCAGCUGAAAUAAAAUUUGUUUACAAAAAUGGCA
Molecule: messenger RNA, 526 nt
Organism: Polypterus senegalus (gray bichir)
Lineage: Eukaryota; Metazoa; Chordata; Cladistia; Polypteriformes; Polypteridae
Gene: rps20
Product: ribosomal protein S20
Exons: 4
Coding region: 127-486 (119 amino acids)
Biological process (GO): translation
Cellular component (GO): cytosolic small ribosomal subunit; ribosome
Molecular function (GO): RNA binding; structural constituent of ribosome
Source: RefSeq, a predicted model, not a curated record